AUGGGUGAGGCACUUAAUGGGACAGUUGGAUUAGACAUUGAUGAAGAGAAGAAAGUGGUGGAGGAAAGACUGACGGAGCUUCGCGGUGAAAAAGCUUUGGAGCGAACAAUUACAUCGGCCAUGAAGGCUCUUGGAAUCCAAAGAGCAAGGAAGUAUGGAUGGCCAAAUACCUAUGUAUUUACAAAAGCAAUGGGAGAGAUGCUCGUAGGGCACCUCAAAGAAAACAUACCAGUAGUUAUCAUUCGUCCUACCAUCGUAACCAGUACCUACAAAGAGCCAUUUCCUGGUUGGGUUGAAGGGAUCAGAACCGUCGAUAGCUUUAUUGUUGGAUAUGGCAAAGGAAGAAUAAGGUGCUUCUUUGGUCAUCCUGAAACUGUACUUGAUGCG
Messenger RNA from Ilex paraguariensis (yerba mate), 387 nucleotides. The record is from the annotation of a GenBank genome assembly. NCBI's taxonomy places the organism in Eukaryota, Viridiplantae, Streptophyta, Magnoliopsida, Aquifoliales, Aquifoliaceae.